AUUUCGUUUCCAAUUUCAAAAAGAAGUUGUUUCCGGUAACCUCCGUAUUUCCUCAACUCGCAAUUUAUACAUUCCACCAAAAUAUUAUUCGUAACUUAUUAUAAAAAUGAAGCGUGGUGCUUUCAAUAAUAUUAAACUCGUGCAAUAUCUGAUCGUGUUAUGCUGUUACGCGCUUUCAUCUUCAAAAGCCAUGCCGAUUUCAGAUAUACCUCAGACUUCUGACAUGUCUAAGCAGAAAAAACACGGUCCCUUAAUAGACGUUGACACCAUGAGUAAAUCAUCAUUUAUUUCGUCAGAGACGACGUCAUCAUUAUCAUCGUCAUCGUCACUAUCAUCAAUAUCAGAUAGCGACGACAUUGAACAGUUUAUUAACCCUCCAAAAUGCGGUAAAAGUGGGGAGAAUGGUGAUGAAACAGCAAACGGAAUGCGUCAAAAGAGGUAUAUUCAUAUAGGUGGCAAGUGGUCUAAGUCUAAAGUAACUUAUAGAAUACUCAACUAUCCAAAGCGAGGUAAACCAUCUAAAGCUAAGAUCCACAAAAACAUUGCCAGGGCAUUCGACAUAUGGGAAGCAGCAACCAACUUAAAAAUGGAGCAAGUUUACUCGGGAGAAGCAGACAUUUAUGUGUCUUUUGCUAAAGGUAGACACGGUGACGCCUAUCCGUUCGAUGGGAAAGGUGGGUGGUUGGCGCAUGCAUUCUACCCAAGAAGUGGGCACGGUGACAUGAAUGGUGAUAUUCAUUUCGAUGAUUCUGAGAAGUUUUCACUGAGACCAGGAAAAGCUGGUUAUAAUUUCUUCUAUGUCGCAUCACACGAGAUUGGCCACAGUUUGGGGCUAGGGCAUUCACAGAUAGAGGGCGCUCUAAUGCACGACGCGUAUCCCAGCAAUCCAUACAAUGUGAAGCUAACGGAUGAUGAUGUUGACGGUAUCCAGGCACUUUACGGAGUACCAGACAACCAAACGAAUGAGGUACUAGAGCUUUAAAACGUAUUAUGAUGUCAUUUAUUUUAUCAUUGACGAUUUCUCGGCUGUCUACCGGAAAACAUUGUACGAAUUACUGACAUCGUCGUCAGAUUUCGGAUCAUCGCUAUGAUUUCUGCAUAGCAGUAACCGAAUUACGCUCGAACAUCAUCGUUUGUACAUUUCCAAUUGCUUCCAACCGUUUCUCUUGUAAACAAUUGUUAUCGAGGAAGAAGGUACGGCUCUUUGGAAGAUGAAGUCGUUGAAGACGUUACUGAAAAAAUGGUUAUAAUAGGCCUAUAUUUAUUAUUUAUUAGAAGCAUACUAUUUCUACAUGAUGAUUAGAAUAAAACAGUUCAAAUGCUGUUUUCCACAUGAAUACAGUAAGAUGGUAGAAGAAAAAAAACAAUAAUAAUUAUUUUCAAAAACAGCACAACGGAUCAUAUCUUUAUCAUAGGCGAAGCCUAUAAUGAAGACUGAAUCUUUAUUUAUAUUAUGUUUUGUAGUAUUUUUAUGGUUCAUUCCACAACUUUUUAGCAUGCAAAACAUUUAAUUUUUUAUUCCCCUAUACUAUUGAUUGCCUGCGUGCAAUACGAUAACUGACGAUGGUAGUAGCACUGCCGAAACAUGUGUCUUGGGGCUGUUAAGGCCCUAACAUACUGAAUUAAAUAUAGGCUUCGCCUAUGAUGAAGAUACGAUCUGUUGUUGAUGUUUUUUAAAACUUUAGCUGUCUGCUGUUAAGUCGUUCCUUUGAUAAUAAUAAUUAUUACUAUUAUAUUUAUUAUUGUUGUUAUUGUUAUUGUUAUUGUUGUUAUUGUUAUUGUAUAAUUAAUAUAAUAAUAAUUAUUAUUAUUAAUAUACUAUUGAUG
This is a messenger RNA of Anneissia japonica, 1827 nucleotides long. RefSeq names its product 72 kDa type IV collagenase-like. The transcript is spliced from 4 exons. NCBI's taxonomy places the organism in Eukaryota, Metazoa, Echinodermata, Crinoidea, Comatulida, Comatulidae. Gene Ontology annotation, molecular function: zinc ion binding; metalloendopeptidase activity. Bases 107 to 982 code for a protein of 291 amino acids. Gene Ontology annotation, biological process: proteolysis; extracellular matrix organization; collagen catabolic process. The record is from RefSeq and is a predicted model, not a curated record. Gene Ontology annotation, cellular component: extracellular matrix.